Orycteropus afer afer is the source of this 1549-nucleotide messenger RNA. Its product is annotated as ras-related GTP-binding protein B. Gene Ontology annotation, cellular component: lysosome; nucleus; Gtr1-Gtr2 GTPase complex. Gene Ontology annotation, molecular function: GTP binding; GTPase activity. The record is from RefSeq and is a predicted model, not a curated record. Lineage: Eukaryota; Metazoa; Chordata; Mammalia; Tubulidentata; Orycteropodidae. Gene Ontology annotation, biological process: cellular response to amino acid stimulus; positive regulation of TOR signaling; cellular response to starvation.
CAGCCGAGACGUUCACCGCUUGGUGCCAACGGCGCGGGUCUGUUCUUUCUGCCACCUCCGCCUUCGCGGUCCUUACCCCUUAGCGGGUGAAGUCCCCUUUGGGUUUUGAGACUUUGAGGCCUGAGGCCCAAACUCCUGACGACCCCUCCCUCCUAUCCUCUCAUCCUCCAUCUCUUUUCCUUUCCACCACCGGACCAUUUGGCCGUCCCGCUGUGCUUUGAGGCUAAGUUUGGGGCGGUAAAGGUUACAUUACCUGGGGGAGAGCGGCCCCCCUGUGGACAAAGGCCAAGGCAAGAAAAGAGCUGGCCUAAGGCCGCUGGCGAUGAGAAUUGGCGUCUGAGAAGGGUGAAUAAGAGAAGGAAAAAAAAAAGUACAUCGGAUACAGGAUAUAGAAGGAACUGAAAAGGACUUGUUGCACGAUGGAAGAAUCUGACUCUGAGAAAAAGAUGGAAAAAGAGAAUCUGGGGCCAAGAAUGGAUCCUCCAGUGGGGGAACCUGAGGGAUCUCUUGGGUGGGUGCUACCAAAUACAACCAUGAAGAAAAAGGUGCUGUUGAUGGGUAAAAGUGGGUCUGGUAAGACCAGCAUGAGGUCUAUUAUCUUUGCAAAUUAUAUUGCCAGAGACACACGUCGCCUGGGUGCAACAAUACUAGACCGUUUACAUAGUCUUCAAAUUAAUAGCAGUUUGAGCACCUACUCUCUCGUAGACUCUGUUGGAAAUACAAAGACAUUUGAUGUUGAACAUUCUCAUGUUCGGUUUUUGGGAAACCUGGUAUUGAACCUAUGGGACUGUGGUGGGCAAGACACUUUCAUGGAAAAUUAUUUCACUAGCCAGCGGGACAACAUCUUCCGAAAUGUGGAGGUUCUGAUUUAUGUCUUUGAUGUAGAAAGCCGCGAACUGGAAAAGGACAUGCACUAUUACCAAUCAUGCUUGGAAGCCAUUCUGCAGAACUCUCCAGAUGCCAAAAUCUUUUGCUUGGUGCACAAAAUGGAUCUGGUACAGGAGGAUCAACGGGAUUUGAUUUUUAAAGAGCGAGAAGAAGAUCUGAAGCGUUUGUCUCGCCCAUUGGAAUGUUCUUGUUUCCGAACAUCUAUCUGGGAUGAAACUCUGUAUAAGGCUUGGUCCAGCAUUGUUUAUCAGCUGAUUCCCAAUGUUCAGCAACUGGAAAUGAACCUAAGAAAUUUUGCUGAAAUUAUCGAGGCUGAUGAAGUACUUCUAUUUGAGAGAGCUACUUUUCUGGUGAUUUCUCACUAUCAGUGUAAAGAGCAGCGUGAUGCCCACAGAUUUGAGAAAAUCAGCAACAUUAUCAAACAGUUCAAACUGAGCUGCAGCAAGCUAGCUGCUUCUUUCCAGAGCAUGGAAGUCAGGAACUCUAACUUCGCUGCUUUCAUUGACAUCUUUACAUCCAACACUUAUGUGAUGGUCGUGAUGUCUGAUCCCUCCAUUCCUUCUGCAGCUACUCUGAUCAAUAUCCGAAAUGCCAGGAAACAUUUUGAAAAGCUGGAAAAAGUGGAUGGACCAAAGCAGUGUCUUCUUAUGCGCUAAACAUU